UCUCCCGUAUCUCUUGUCUGGGAGGAGGAGGGGGAGUCCUGCCUCUUUGCCUUCCUCAGAUCAAUGCCCUGGCCACUCACUUUCUGAUGUUGCACGACGGGAAAUGCUUUGAAUACUUGCGACAUGGCUGCGCGCAUUGAUUGCCAAGAUUGACAGCAUCGUCUUCUCUUGUCUGAGUGUGUGAGAGAGGGAGAUAAAGACCAGAUAGACGGUUAACAAAGGUACUUGUAGUUUUGUACAACUGAACUUCACAGAGAGUGGACGGGAUCCCCUCCUAUGGCCCCGAGUGAGCAGACUUAAGUUUUCGCUCAACAGAUAGCUCGGUGAUCAUUUUCAGUAAAGUAUAGCCGAGACUAGUUGCUGUUCUUUGCGCACGGGGAAGGACGCAAAAGUAGGCAAUCAUCAGCACGGCUCACACCAACAAGGUUAUUUACAUGAAUUCAAAAUCAACCAACCAGUGAUUGCUGGAAGCUGAGACUUUCAGUUUUUAACCCCACACGCUGACAUGGAGGGCUUUCUUCGUAGCAGCUUUUUACUGAGCAGAGUCAUGUCUUCCAAGCAAGCCACGUCUCCUUUUGCCUCUGUGGUUGAUGGGGAUGAUGCCAUGAGUCAGGAGCAUUUGUCUUGGGAGAAAGAGGAGAGCGCAGAGGCCCAUGGCACACCACAGCUGCCGCUGCACAGUCUGCUUCACGGAAAAGCCCCUGAUGAAAUGCAGCCGCUCAGCAGCGUACCAUCAGAAAGCGAUUGGGACAGCCUGGUGUCAGCCCAGCAGCGCAUGGAAUCUGACAGCAAUAAAGUAUGCUCCCUGUACUCUUUCCGGAACAAUUCCACUUCCCCACACAAGCCUGAGGAGGGGGCCCGGGAGCGAAGUGACCUGCUGAGCGGAUCAGCGUUUGGAACUCCAGAGCGCCGCAAAGGAAGCCUGGCAGACGUAGUGGACACUCUGAAGCAGAAGAAGCUAGAGGAGAUGACAAAGACAGAGCAAGACGAAUCCUCGUGCAUGGAGAAACUUCUUUCUAAAGACUGGAAAGAGAAGAUGGAGAGGCUCAACACAAGUGAACUGCUGGCAGAAGUAAAAGGUACUCCUGAGAGCCUGGCCGAAAAGGAACACCAGCUCUCCACGAUGAUCACUCAGCUGAUCAGCUUGCGAGAGCAGCUCCUGGCUGCUCACGAUGAACAGAAGAAGCUGGCUGCCUCACAGAUGGAGAAACAGAGGCAGCAAAUGGAGUUAGCUCGUCAGCAGCAGGAGCAGAUUGCAAGACAACAGCAGCAGCUUCUGCAGCAACAGCACAAAAUCAACCUCCUCCAGCAGCAGAUCCAGCAGGUCCAGGGUCACAUGCCUCCGCUCAUGAUCCCCAUUUUUCCACACGACCAACGCACUCUAGCAGCAGCAGCUGCCGCCCAGCAAGGCUUUCUCUUCCCCCCAGGAAUGUCUUAUAAGCCAGGUGAUAACUACCCGGUGCAGUUCAUUCCAUCCUCAGUGGCAGCUGCAGCAGCGUCAGGACUCAGCCCCCUCCAGCUUCAGCAACUGUAUGCUGCCCAGCUUGCCAGCAUGCAGGUCUCUCCCGGAGCCAAGAUGCCUCCACUCCCCCAGCCACUCACGGCUAGUGGGCCCAUUUCUCCGUCAUCUCUGAAGAAUGACAAGAGUUCCUCCAGCCCCAUCACUCAAGUCAAGGAGGAGGGAACACAGCCCCUCAACCUGUCUGCUCGGCCAAAGACGACAGAACUGAUCAAAUCUCCUACGUCCCCAACACAAAAUCUGUUCCCCGGCAGUAAAAGCAGCCCUAACAGCUUCAUGAGCAAGGGGGGUACCCCCAGCCCACUUGGAGGUCUGGGCCGGGGAUCUUCUCUGGAUAUUCUGUCCAGCCUAAACUCUACCGCGUUGUUCGGGGACCAGGACACAGUGAUGAAGGCCAUCCAGGAAGCUCGGAAAAUGAGGGAGCAGAUCCAGAGGGAACAGCUGCAACAUCACCAGCAGGGCAUGGAGGCAAAGCUGUCUGCCCUCACUUCAGUGGGCCUCAACAACUGCAGAGCUGACAAGGAAAGAGCACACUUUGACAGCAUUGGGCACCACCUUGGCAAGCUGGGUGAGGAUGGAAAGCUUGGCCACAGAGUUAUUGACCUCACCAGGCCAGAAGAUCUAGAUGGAGGCGCUGGACCUACCGAGGCGCGAGUCUUCAGGGAAUCUCGGGGAAGAAACAACAACGAGCCCCACAUUAAAAGGCCAAUGAAUGCAUUCAUGGUGUGGGCCAAGGAUGAGCGGCGCAAGAUCCUCCAGGCUUUCCCCGACAUGCACAAUUCCAACAUAAGCAAAAUUCUGGGUUCCCGGUGGAAGUCCAUGUCUAACCAGGACAAACAGCCCUACUAUGAAGAGCAGGCUCGUCUAAGUAAGCUUCAUCUAGAGAAGUACCCAAACUACAAGUACAAACCACGGCCUAAGAGGACCUGCAUUAUUGACGGAAAAAAACUCCGCAUCGGAGAGUACAAACAGAUGAUGCGUUCACGGCGACAAGAGAUGAGGCAGUUCUUUACUGUGGGGCAGCCACCGCAGAUUCCCAUCACCACAAGCGCCAGCAUGGUCUACCCUGGGGCCAUCACCAUGGCGACCACCACACCCUCACCUCAGAUGACAUCGGAGUGCUCAAGUGCCUCAGCGAGUCCUGAGCCAUCCAUUCCCGUCAUUCAGAGCACCUACAACAUGAAGCUAGAGCCCACUGGCAUGGUGAACAACAGCGAGCCGGUCAAUGGCGAGGAUGAAAUGGACAUGUACGAAGAUUUUGAGGACGAGCCCAAAUCAGACUAUAGCAGUGAAAAUGACACACAAGAGCCAGUCAGUGCCAACUGAGACCUUUUAACCGAAGAGGCCAGUGCAGAAACAGUACUCAUACAGGAGGAUGCCCAGAGGGCUGGUCUGAUCUGAGGGAGGGAAAGAACAAAAGAAAACAAAAACUACACCACAAAAGG
Haplochromis burtoni (Burton's mouthbrooder) is the source of this 2964-nucleotide messenger RNA. RefSeq names its product SRY-box transcription factor 6 (gene sox6). Gene Ontology annotation, molecular function: RNA polymerase II cis-regulatory region sequence-specific DNA binding; DNA-binding transcription factor activity, RNA polymerase II-specific. Gene Ontology annotation, cellular component: nucleus. The transcript is spliced from 17 exons. NCBI's taxonomy places the organism in Eukaryota, Metazoa, Chordata, Actinopteri, Cichliformes, Cichlidae. Gene Ontology annotation, biological process: positive regulation of chondrocyte differentiation; regulation of transcription by RNA polymerase II; cell fate commitment. The coding region runs from base 506 to 2845 and encodes 779 amino acids. The record is from RefSeq and is a predicted model, not a curated record.